AAGCGCCCGUUGACGUCACUCAUGCCAACUUGAAGUUAGUUAGCGCAAAGUAGCUGUUGGAGGGGCUGCGAGCGUUACGAGCGUGGUGCCUUUUGUUGCUUUCCCCUUUAAGGCUUGGUGUUGAAAAAUGCAUCGCGGGGAUCAUGUGCCGCACGCGUUCCAGGCCCCCGUGGACGUCCACGCCAGUGCCGACGGCCAGGUUUACAUGUUCAAGAGGAAAGUCAACGGCAUGGCCUCGUCGUCGGAUGAGGAAGAAGAAGAAGAGGCGGAGGAGCUUGGCCUGAUGGAAAUGAGGCCUCGGCCCUACCAAGAGUCAGAGCAGGACAGGCUCAGGAAUUUCCACUUGCUGGAACGGGACGUGUUGGACGGUGACAAUCUCAACAAGCUGGCCUUGCAGUACGGAUGCAAGGUGGCAGACAUAAAGCGCGUGAACAACCUCAUACAGGAGCAGGAUUUAUUUGCACUGAAAAGCAUCAAAAUCCCCGUGGCCAAGCACAGCUUUUUAACGGAAUCGUACGCAAGCCCGACUGACUCUUUUGAGGAAAAGCCGGCGAAGGCCCAGCCAAAGAGACAGCAAAUUACGGACUUCCUCAUAGAGGUGGACAACGACAUGGAGAGGCUGAUCCCGAACUCGGACGACUUUGACAUGGAGCUGUUGGACGACGGACCCAAAAGGCCCGUCCAAAAAGGACAAAAGGGCCAGGGGGCCGACUGGGGCAUUCAGUGGUGGAACGCCGUGGUGGCCAUGCUGCUCAUCGGCAUCGUUCUGCCUUUGUUUUAUGUCAUUUACUUCAAAACCCAACACAGCGGCUCAGCCUCGCCAACGGGUGGCGCUGUCACGCCUACGUCCGUCACGUCUAACAGGACCGGGACGGGCACCUUUCCUACUGGCGGACCCGAACCAGGAUAGAACGGAGUUUGUCGUUUUAGAUAUCAUGAAGCUGAAUAUAUCGAACAUCAUGUGUGCAAUACCUGCCUCGUUUUUUUUUUUUUUUGUUUGUUUUUUUUUUGUGUUUUUUUUAAGUCGGCCUUUAACGUUGCACUCCUAGAUCGUCAAAAAAUAAUAAUUGUUACCGUUUUUUGUGUGCUUUUGUGGUAAUUAUUUUGUUUUCACCCUCAUUUGAUGCACAUUGCAGCUGAUUAAAACCACGUUAAGCUGCAGGGUUCUUCUGCAUAUUUACAGUUCACUAUUUGCAUUUUUUCUUUCUAAGGAACCUUCCUCAGACCUCUUCACAGUUUUUGUUGCUUUUUCUCAUUCCAGAGGAUGGCACCAAACGCCUGUAGAAAAUGAAAGUACUGCUUUAAUGCCAUCUUUUGGCAUCUUAGUGCCAAGGAUCUAUUUUGAAAUAAACGAAGGAACCUUUACGGACAAGCCAAAGCGGUGCUUAAUAGAAACAAAGUGCCUUGGCGCCAUCUUGUGGCGUCUGCAAGGUUGGCUAUGGCUAAGAUGGUUGCACGGGUUAUCCAAGGACCAUAGUACCUGCUCUAAAAAUAGCUCAUCCAUUGUGGCAUUGUGAUUUCCUCGGAAUCUUGACAGAAUUGGUGAAUAGUGAACCAUAAAUAUGUGGAAGGUUACUGUAGCAUGGCAGUUUUAGACGGCGGUGUGUAUCGGGUUGUAUGUGAGGAGGAAUCUUUGUUUUUCAAAUUAACUUAUGGGGCUUUUGUGUGUGUGUGUAUUCAUUUUGCAUUGUUCACCGAGGUUGGAUUCACACUACAGGUCCAAGUGAGCAAUUUUGAUUUGAUGACCCCACCCAUCUCUAUUUCUGAAAAAAUAUCAAGCAGUGUUCACUUGCACAGUAAAUGUUAAAUGACACAGAACUCAACAUUUGCAGAUUGCCAAAUGUGCCAUUUUAUGUUCAACAUUUGCAUACCAAUUCGUCUUUAUUUCUACAUUGACUCGUAUCCCAGUUGCUUGUACCGAGUGGACCCGAAGCGUGUGCCAAAUGUGUGAACUGUGUUUGCAAAAAAAAAAAAAAAAAAA
Molecule: messenger RNA, 1981 nt
Organism: Syngnathus acus (greater pipefish)
Lineage: Eukaryota; Metazoa; Chordata; Actinopteri; Syngnathiformes; Syngnathidae
Gene: lysmd4
Product: LysM, putative peptidoglycan-binding, domain containing 4
Exons: 3
Coding region: 128-910 (260 amino acids)
Source: RefSeq, a predicted model, not a curated record